AUGUUUUCGAGCCUCAAGUCCAACUUGACGCGGCGUCGAGACCCAAGGGCUCAUCUCGAGUUCAGCCGUUUGGCGAACCCUGCAGUUGAAUCCAAAGGCUCUGUCGAGAAAGCCGAAGAAGGCAGACGAGACAGCACCGCCAAGUCACUCAACGGUGUCGACGGCAGAGAUGCAGCCGAAUCAUGGUCGCUCACAAGAGCAAAUAGUGAAAUGCCCGAGGAGAGAGAGGCCACUCGAGGAGGUACUAGCUGGUGGAAACAAGAGAUGCUGGUGGAUCGCAGUCUCUGCGGCAUGGCCGCCCUCACCUCCGCUUUUGCGCUUACUAUGCUCCUUGUCUGCAUCUCCACCUCACCGGCCUUCUCCGAACAUGUCAGGCAAAACCCUAACUCUACAUCAAUUGCCUUCGAGAGGGGCACGUGCAAGUCAAUAGAGCCCGGCUAUCAAGCUCUGAAGUUCCUAAUCAACGUCGCAUCAACCAUGAUCCUCGGCAUGUCAAAUACGUACCAGCAGCUUGCAACCGCCCUGCGAAUCGAUGACCUUCCAUACAUGCUGUCAAGAUUCGGCGACUGCCGUGUAGGCACAAACUCGCCCUUUGCCAUCGACUACAAACGCACAGGUCGCUGGCAAUCUUGGCUUCGCUGGUCGUUCCUCAUACUCACUUCUAUGCCUAUACAUUUGCUUGCCAAUUCUCUCGUGGGUACAUCGACCUAUCGAACAACCCCGAAAGUGUCAUACGAGCCCAUUGCGAACAUUUCGUAUUGGUAUACCGACAUCGGCUACUACAUAGAAGACUAUUCCCGCUCCCUCGCCCCCAAUACUGCUUGCACAACCGCAUUCGAACAAGGCUCUCUCAAAAGUCUGGCGGCUAAUAAAACCUCCACGCUCGACGACUGGGAGGGGUAUUUUGGAGACACUGAUGCAACUGGAAAUUCCGUAAAAAUCUGGUACGACGAAAGCCAGUGUAGCGAGAGAAAUGCAACUCACUCGGCAAAUUGCACUGCGACUUACCUAAGGUGCCUCAUCACAUCCGGAUCUGACGAUGGAGGCGAUUGUGCGCUUGUACUGCGCAUGAUGCCCGCCUUCAUCCUAACAGGAUGCCUGCUGGCCAAGGCUAUCUAUAUGGUCCUCACCAUGCAUGCCUCGCGUGGCCAAGUCAAGUCACAUCUUCUAACUUUUGGAGAUGUGCUUGUUGCUUCUUCGCUAUAUCCUCGACUUCAGGUUCAUGGCGAAUGCAUGACGGGCAAAGGAGACUUCCACCGACGACAGAUCAAGCAUAUCUGUCACAAGCACUGUAAGGAUCCAGAGCCAUCGGAUACAGGAGAGGAGCUGGGCCACUGCCAAAAAUGCAAAAAGUUCAACCUCGUCUACAACCAUACGAAGCUACCGUGGCCAACGCUGGCCAUGAAACGGAAGAGAGCUUUCCUCGGGACACUUGGCCAGACUGCAUUGACCCAGAUUCUUCUCUUGUGCAUCAUGUCACUCGGAUCUGUAGCAUGGUCAAUCAUGUUUGGUAUUGGCGUCGGCGGUGAUUGGGACAUGAUGUACAACAGAAGUAACCCGAGAAGGCCAUACGUCAGCCUGGCAGCAUAUUUUUCCAAGGGCAAUCGGCUGGCCGAGCUGGCGCCUAACCAGAUCAGCAGCGAGAUCGCUUCCUAUUUCAUCGCCAACGGCCUACAGUUUGUCUACUCGACUAUUUACCUGCUACUCAUCUACAACCUUACCCUCAUCUCCAUGGAGUUCGACUGGGGAAAGCUUGAAAAGUAUGGUGGCCGACUGCGCUGCACUAUCGUCAAAGGCCGGCCCUUUAAUCAAUCUUACUUGUUCCAGCUUCCGAAACGCAUCCUCAUCCCGACCAUGACCUAUAGCAUCAUCAUGCACUGGCUCCUGGGUCUCUCGAUGCAGGCGGAAGAAAUAAUAUAUGAGACGCCAUACCAAUCCUUUUCAAAAUACACGGCAACGUGCGUGCCGAAUGGUCUUUUCGGCUCCACUGCGAUGCUGAUCAUCAUGACCAUCGUUUGCUGGCGCACCUUUUCGUACCGUCGCGAAGGCUUCAUUCCGCAGAUGUACGGGUCGAUCAGGGUGCUUUGUGCGUCCACAACCCGCCUGGAGGAGUUCAAUGACGACGGGAAUAUUAAAUGGGGGGAUUUCUCCCGCUACCCUUGA
This is a messenger RNA of Lasiodiplodia theobromae, 2163 nucleotides long. RefSeq names its product Nad-binding protein. Lineage: Eukaryota; Fungi; Ascomycota; Dothideomycetes; Botryosphaeriales; Botryosphaeriaceae. The coding region runs from base 1 to 2163 and encodes 720 amino acids. The transcript is spliced from 6 exons. The record is from RefSeq and is a predicted model, not a curated record.